GUGAUGUCGAGUGCCCCCAAUCAUGUCUAAUAGCCUCCGAAAGUGACGUAGACUUGAACCUUUCGGUCACCUGAACGCCUGAGCUGCCAAGUUGCAACGAUCGAGGCCGUCAGCGACUCUUUGAAUGCUAUAUGCAACAACCAUCGUAUCUCUCUCUGGCCUCCCACACUCUCAUUUAUCUAUCGGAAUCUGUGUGCAAGAAGAUUCGAGCUCCAGAUCGAAUCCGGUGCCACGCUUUGAAACCGCUGCGCAGACCAGAGCACCUCGGUUUCAACCAUGUCGGUAACUUCUCAACCGCACCCACAUCAUCCUUCGCAACUCGACCCCAGGGAACCUCCUCCACCUCCUGCUUCUGCCUCGGAUUCGGAUCGUCAUCAUCAUCCGCAUGUCGGCGCCGUAGGGUUGGGUAUCGGGAUGGGUGGGAGCAGUGGGGUAUCGUCGACCGGUCAGACGACCCCUUCGCUCUCCUCGUCAGGGAGGACCAGGAAGACGUCGCAUUUGGCAACUCAGACGACAGUCGGGCACGGGAAUAACAACGAGCCGGCCGUCUCUUCGCCCUUGCAACAAGAACAUUUCGCCAGCAGGAGUAGCAGCCCGGCUCAACCCAUCGAUGGGCAUCAUCCGGCCAUGUCCAGGUCGUUCUCACCAGGAUCUUCGCCGAUGCAUUCUCGCGCCGGAUCCCCUGCUCCAGCCCCAGCUCUGUCCGCUCACAACUCUUCCUUGCUCUCCCCUGGAGGCCGACGAUCGUCUACGCCCUCACCCAUGCCUGAACCGGUCAACCACCAUCGGGUCAGGGACGAUUUCAUCGGUGUCAUCACGCCUGGCAGUAGGACCCCUGUCGGAUCCAACAGCGCCCGAGCGAGUUUCGGAACGACCCACCCCAACGCUCAUCAGGCUAGUGGGGCUGGAACUCACGGUCCCGGAUCUCAACUCAACGUCGACUCAUUGAAGCAUGAGAUGAAGGUCUUGCAGGAUGGCAUGAAUGCAUCCUCGGACCCGUUCACCUCCACCGGCGCAGGUGGUAGCAGUGCGAGUGCGCUGGACGAGGAUGACGAGUACGGUGUCAAGGAGCCUGUCCCUAUGCCUAUCGGGUCGCCAGGAAAGACCAGGAGUACGAGCCCCGUCCUUGACCUCUUGCCAAGGGGUUCGUCGUUGUUACCGCAUUCCCCUAGUGCGAGUAGCGUUCAUUCAAACGAUCUGGGCGCGAGGACUCUCGGAGAGGUCGGGGAGUACUUGAGCGAUUCCGGUACAAGGCAGACGGGGCAGAUAUCCCCUCCCGCCAAUACUACCAGUUUCGACGCGAAGCGGGUGGGAAAACGAGCCUCGAUCCCUCAGAUCCAAGCGGGGUCGUUGAGCAUGUCCAUGUCCACGCCCAACUCCCCCUCGGCGAGCGCGAUUUUCGAAAGAGACAUCGAAUCUCCCUUCGCCAUCGCCCUCCCCGGAGCCCAGCCUUCUGUCAGUAACAGCCCCGUCCCUGGAGGUGGUAGUACCGGGUUACAAAGAGCACCCUCGGGUCGAGCGUCGAGGAGCUCGUCCGUCGCUCCGCCCCGUUCGCCGACCCCGAGGAAACAAGCCGACAACUCUGGUCGACCGUCUACGAGCGUCUCCCCCCAGGCUUUCGUCAAUGCUGCCAUGCUUCCUCCUUAUAUGCACGAUUCCAGCGACCGACACGUCCCUACCGUGCUGGACGACGCGAUCGAGGCCUUGACGCAUUCGGGAUCACAGGCUCUGCAGAUCGAAGCCCCCGUCAAUGCUUAUAUCGCUAGUCGGGAGGUAGGGAAUCGGUCCCCGUUCGGAGGGGUGUCGAGUGGGAUAAACCCGGGUGGUAAGGCUGGAGGAAGUAGAAGUCCGAGCCCGAUGAGGUGGAAGGAUCUCGGAAGGACCGGGAUGGAAACUACAGGACGGGCGGGGUCGAGAUCAACUUCCCCUCUACCUAGUCCUACGAGGGAAAAGAGGUCGUUCCCCCCUCGUCCCGAGGUUGGAGAUUCGCAAGUAUUCUCGCUCAACGACGAUGCGAAUACUGGUGACGACAAGCCUUUCGGCACAAGGCCGUCGAUGCAGGCUAGGCAAAGUUCCCUCGGCGUACUUAUCCCCGGAGCGUUUCCCGGGGCUAGUUCUCAACAGGAACAGGCCGGAGGGAGAAAGUGGAGGAAGAAGAUCGACGAAUGGAUCGGCCCUAGGCCGAAUGCUUUGCUGGCGGGUUCGAAUGACAAGCAAGGUGAGAAGAAGCAAGGCAAGAGCGUCGAUAUCGGGACGGAGACGGAGACGAGGGGUGCUGGAAGAGACAAGGUCGACCACAACGAGCUGCCCGCCGCCUCUCAUCUACCGUCCCCUCCCAAUCCGGAUCAAGACGAACCCCGGCGUAUCUCUUUUUAUACUUACGAUGACAUGCUGCAAUCCCGACCGAUGACGAUCAACCCCCUCAGCGACAUCACGUCGGGUACGGUCGAGCCGGAGCAUUUACCUACUCAGCUGGAUGUCGCGCCUGCUUCGGAUGUGACACGAUCGAGGACGACGAGUUUGGUCGAGCGGAUCGUUAAUGAGGGAUUGUGAGAAGAUAGUUUGGGGUACUCGUUCGAUAUGAGAGCAACGUAUACAACGGGGCACGAACGUUUGUAUAAUACUACAAUAACAUGAACAAGUCGAACUUAUAUCGAAUAUAUCAAUACCGAUCGGAAGGGGAUGUGGCAUAGGGAUCCGCCAGAAAAAGGGCUAGCCAUUCUCGGGUGGGAACGUCGAGCUGAGCGUAGGAAGAGGCAGAGGGACGAGCGAAACCGCUCUCUCGAGCAAAGGUGUUGAGGUGCUCCUUGUAGUUGUCAAAGGUCGAGGUGAUGGGGCUUGAUGCCCAAUAGUUUGUCAAGCUCUAAACCCUUCUCUACCGCUCUCCCAUAUCAA
Messenger RNA from Filobasidium floriforme, 2895 nucleotides. RefSeq lists its product as uncharacterized. Lineage: Eukaryota; Fungi; Basidiomycota; Tremellomycetes; Filobasidiales; Filobasidiaceae. The record is from RefSeq and is a predicted model, not a curated record. The transcript has 2 exons. The coding region runs from base 277 to 2553 and encodes 758 amino acids.